Messenger RNA from Cyanistes caeruleus (blue tit), 1370 nucleotides. Lineage: Eukaryota; Metazoa; Chordata; Aves; Passeriformes; Paridae. The record is from RefSeq and is a predicted model, not a curated record.
CGGGCAGUUCCAUCCUGCUGCCCCUGUCCCAUGUUUCCUCUCCCUGCUGGCCCCUCUCCCCCACCUCUCCGAGGCCAUGGCUGCGGCAGUCGCGUUCCUGGCGGCUGUGGUGGCCGCCCUGCCCAGGCUGACGCGCGAUCCGCAGGCCGACCUGGCCACGGCACAGCGGAUGCAGCAGCGCAAUGAGUUCCUUCACCAGGAGAUGACGCGGCUGUGGCAGGAGGUCGAGCAGAUCAGAUCCCUGGAAGGAGCCCUUGUCCAUUAUGUGUUAAAGAACUGGCUGUUUUGGGCCACUGCAGCAGCCAUGCUCACAGAGGUCUGCUGGCUGGCCUGGCAAAGGAAGCUUGCCUCCAGCAGCGAGGACGAUAAGGGGGAACAAGACCUCAACAGACCAAGCAAUGGUGCCAGGCAUUCGGCUCAAUCCACCCAAUUACCAGUGCAGGAACUGCCUGAUCCAUGCAGGAAUCUGAAGCAGCUGGUGCGUGACCUCCUGUAUAUCACCAGAGAGUUUUCCAGGAGGACUUUCAUGCCAGAGAUUUACCCAGACAGAGGAAUGGGUAGCAGCCAUGAGCACUGGAGUAUCUUUGAGAAUAGAAUCUUCUACCAGCUGCUCGUGUUCCUGCGGCCACCCCCUGGUCACUCCUUCAUCCUGGAGCAGGACACCGUGGGGCAGCACCCAGAGAGGUGCUCUGACAUCCGUGUGGUGCUGGAGUGCACGUGCUCCAUGGAGGACGUGAUGGGAUAUUCCUUGUGCUUUGUCCAUCGCCGGGGCAGAGAGCUCCUGCCAGAUUACAGAUCACUGCUCCUAGAAAGCCUCUGCACAGGCUUCUACUUAAAUGUGGAGCAAAUCUCCAGCUGGGUUCAAAACUUGCUGGUUGCAGCCUGGCUGCGUUUGCCUCCGUGGCCGCGCCGGCGUCUGACGCUGCUGCCCUGCACCCGCUCCUGCAAGUUCCUGGUGAGCAGCUCCUCCAGGGAGCAGAGCUGCACUGAGAUGUUCUUUGCAGUGUAUGAAGGCACCACGGGCAGCUUUGUAGUCCUAGAGUAGGCAGCAGCUUCCCCAUGGAGCAGAUCAUCUCCAGUGCCAUCACACAGCUCGAACAGGACAAGCCUCUUUUGCAGCAUGGGCUUGGGAAGGACAGGUCCUGCUGGCCACCCUGAUCUUCUGUGACAGGGUGCCUCACAUGGGGAAGUGAGGGAAAGGCUGUGGAUCUGGUCUGCCUAAACUUGAAUAAAGGAGCAAAAUUGAAGAACUUUUUUCCCUUUUGACAAAGGCAAGAAUUUUAGCAUUUUUAUGGAACGUUUAAAAUUCAGUGACUUCUGCUGCACAAAACCAGUUCAUAAUUGUCAAAUAAACCACUCAUUAACAAUCA